Molecule: messenger RNA, 1967 nt
Organism: Aspergillus melleus
Lineage: Eukaryota; Fungi; Ascomycota; Eurotiomycetes; Eurotiales; Aspergillaceae
Exons: 4
Coding region: 168-1145 (325 amino acids)
Molecular function (GO): FAD binding
Source: RefSeq, a predicted model, not a curated record
UGUCGAUCAUGCCAUGUAAGCAUGGGUUCCUUGAUGUUUCCCACCCUGUGCUACGGACAGCUUAGAAGGAAAACUUUACAUAUAAUCCACUCGAUCAUUUUCAUAUAUUUUGUAGGCAGCUGCAACUCAAAUCAAGCUUCUUCCCACUCUACAUCGAAACGAUUAACAUGGUUGACGUGCGUAUAAGUGAAGAGCAGCAUGCGGUGUUGCGGUCGCUGCUACGCCCUGAUGAGAUCAUCACUCCCGAGUCACCGGAAUACCAAUGCUUUGCUCAAACCUGGGCUUCUCAGAAGCAAAUGAACCCCGGUAUCGUGGUUCGACCAAAAUCAGCUGAGUCACUGAGUAAAACCGUUGCCUACCUCUACUCGACCGAUUUAGAUAUCGGAAUAUAUGGACAGGGGUUUAUGUCCGCAUCCGCAAAGGACGUCCUGAUCAAUACGUCGGCCUUUGAUGAUUUCCACUUUGACCAACACUCGGAACUGGUGACUAUUGGUGCCGGACAGACGUGGUCGGAGGUCUAUCGGAACCUAGAAAAAGCGGCCCCGGAAUAUGGAAUCGUGGGAGCCCGCACCCCUUGUGUCGGAGUGGCCGGCACUAUUGUCAGCGGAGGCUUUUCAUGGCUCUCCGGCGAGCGAGGUUGUGUCUCGGACCCCGCGAAUAUGUUAGAUGCGAAGGUCGUCAAGUAUGACGGCUCAGUCGUCUGGGCUUCGGCAGAGCCGGAGCUGCUGUGGGCAUUGCGUGGCGGCGGAGGUGGCUUUGGAGUCGUGGUGCAGGUUGUGCUUCGAGUAUUCCCUUAUCCUCAGGAUAUCUGGUCUGGCCGGAUCCUGGUCCCCCGGGAACGGCUUGAGCAGGUAGCAGAAGGGAUCGCCACGUUCCUCUCUCAGCCGCUUGAUCCUAAGGUCACGAUGUUUCUUUAUGUCGUCAAGAAGAAACUGCUCGAAUCCAUCGGAACGGACUCGGACAUGCUCGUCAUUCAUGCGUUCGACGCCCUUGGCGAAGCGCAUGGCCGUAUGAGUUUCCAAUGGGCGUUGGAUAUUCCCGGGGCGAUCGAUCAGACUAAGAUCAACACUCUAGCAGGAGUUGCAAAUUUGCAAGGUGAGGCUCCUGUACCGGGGCGAUAUCUAGAUUUUCGUAUCCAGGGAUGAGGCGCUGACCAUCUGUCCAGACAAGGCACAUAUUGUCAAAGGCUCCAUGAAACAGUUCUGGGCUCCUUUGAUGAUCCGAGAACUAUCUGCAGAGACCGUCGUCAGAGCUGUCCGAUGGUCUGAAGAGAUUCAACAACUUGAUGAGUCGGUUGCUGAUUGCACCUAUCUCAUUUUUGAGAUACUCAGCUCGGUCAGUAGAACCAACGACUAGAAAGAGUGGCACGAGCACGGAUUAACCGUCAGACUUAGUGUGAACCAGCUGGACCGAGAUCGAACUGCGCCUGGCCAAGGCCGGAGGGCGCAAAGCACAUCCUGUUACUCGGCACCGGAUGUCCUAGCGAUGCUGACCCUUCCAAAGAGAAGCUUGCACGAGACCUUGCCUGUCAGGCCGCAUCCCGAGUUCUCGGUGACGAUGCAGAGGUCCACUACCUGCCAAAUGGAUUUGAAGACUUCCAUGAUGCGAGAAAGACCUGGGGACCCCAUUACUAUAAGUUGCAGACCGCGAGAAGAGAUUACGACCCAAAGAACAAAUUCAAGGGUUUGAUCACUGCCUAUGAUGCGUAAAUCGGUUAUCCGUAGCGAAAUCGGGAAUGCUAAGUGAUUCCAGUUCUUAUCAUCGAGGCGUCCGAUAUCUUCGGGAGUGGGUGCCAAACGAAGUCGAGUGUCAUUGAACAAUUUUAGUCAUUAAUUCAAUCUUUCCAUGUUGUGGUAAGGGGGGGCUGGUGCAAUGGAGACUGUUCAUGUCAUAAGUCGAAGUAUGAGAAAGGUCUUGUUCAGAAAAAUGCCUCCCUAGGUGUUGCGCACGUGAGAUAACAAUGAAGG